GGCUGGUGGUGGAAAUGGGGUCAAGUGCAGCCCUGGGCUGCCACACCGCACCUGGGCAGGUGGUGUUUGUUUCCCAAAAGGCUCUGGAAUGCGCUGAGCCGCAGCUCCAGCUGGGGUUUGUCUGUUGUAGUGAGGAAAGAGCUGAUGGCCGAAGCAGCUGCCAGCGAGAAGGGGCUCCCCGUGGAGGAAAAGCAGGAGGAGGAAGGGGCAGCUGCUCCCUCUGUCUCGGGGGUUUAUUUCAUCUGCCCCUUGACCGGUGUUGUUGUGAGGAAAGACGAGAAGGAGAAGCAGCUCCGAGAAGCCAUCCAGGCAUAUUUCUCGGUGGAUCCAGUGGCUGCUUCCAUCAUGGAGAUCCACACCUUCAACAAGGACCGGGAGAAGGUCCGGCUGUGCGUGGACACCAUGGCCAAGUACCUGGAUAACAUCUAUCUCCAUCCAGAGGAGGAGAAAUACCGGAAAAUCAAACUGCAGAACAAGGUGUUUCAGGAAAGGAUAAGCUGCUUGGAAGGGACACACAAAUUUUUCCAGGCUGUCGGGUUUGAGACCAAAACACUGCCUGUUCCAGGACAAGACACCACGGAGGAGUUCUACGUGCUGAAGGAGGAGAUGCUGAGCAGGCUGGAGGAGCUGAAGGACUGCAAGGAGCAGCUGCUGAGCUCGGAGCCCGUGCGGGCGCAGCUGCACCGGCAGCGGACGCUGUUCCGGCCGUCGCCCGCGGCCGCGCGCUUCGAGCUGCCCCACGACUUCUUCAACCUGACGGCCGAGGAGCUGCGCAGGGAGCAGCGGCUGUAGACAGAGGCGGUGGAGAAGGCGGCGAUGCUGAGGACCAGAGCCAUGCGCGAGAAGGAGGAGCAGAGGGAGAUGAGGAGAUACAAUUACACCCUGCUGCGGGUGCGCUUCCCCGAUGGAUACAUCCUCCAAGGGACUUUUUAUGCCCGGGAAUCAGUGUCUGUGCUCUACAACUUUGUGAGGGAAGCACUCAGAGAUGACUGGCUGCCCUUUGAGCUCCUGGGACCUGGAGGUCUCAAACUGACUGAUGAGAACUUGGCGUUCAAUGAAUGUGGGUUGGUGCCCUCGGCGCUGCUGAGCCUGGCCUGGGACGCGGCGGUGAUGGCGCAGGUGGAGGCGGCGCGGGAGGAGCAGCGCAGCCCCCUCAGGCCAGAGCUGCUGGCCGGGGCCCAGAGCCUCUCCUGAAAUAAAAGGGCAGUGCCUCCA
Molecule: messenger RNA, 1215 nt
Organism: Ficedula albicollis (Collared flycatcher)
Lineage: Eukaryota; Metazoa; Chordata; Aves; Passeriformes; Muscicapidae
Gene: UBXN6
Product: UBX domain protein 6
Exons: 9
Cellular component (GO): cytoplasm
Molecular function (GO): protein binding
Source: RefSeq, a predicted model, not a curated record